Messenger RNA from Diutina rugosa, 1254 nucleotides. It is a transcript of the gene TIF3, whose product is annotated as Tif3p. Lineage: Eukaryota; Fungi; Ascomycota; Pichiomycetes; Serinales; Debaryomycetaceae. Gene Ontology annotation, molecular function: RNA binding. The coding region runs from base 1 to 1254 and encodes 417 amino acids. The transcript has a single exon. The record is from RefSeq and is a predicted model, not a curated record.
AUGGCACCGAAGAAGGGAACGAAGAUGGACUUGGGCGACUUCCUCGCCGACGACACGCUUGGCGGGUCGCUGUGGGCCGACGAGGACGUUGAUUUCAGCGCCAUUGGCUCGACGGCGGCGGUGACCACCGCCGCCGUCCCCAGCGCCGGCUCGGGGUUCAGCUCGGGGUUUGGCUCGGGCGCCGCUGGCGGGUCGCUGGCGUUUGGCCGCGGCGGCGACGACGCCUUCCCCCGCCGUGAGCGCAAGGAGUACCCCGUCCCCGACGCGCCCCCUUACCGCGCCAUGGUGCUGAACUUGCCCUGGGAAGCCAACGACUUUGGCCUCCAGGAGUUCUUUGAAACGUUGAUGGACGGGCACGACCUCAUCAAGGACAUCGACAUCCCCAGAGACCGCGAGCUGGACAGAAUCAGAGGGUUUGCUUUUGUUGAGUUCCACACGAGAGAGAUGUUGGAAGAAGCGCUCAAGACGCUGAACACCGAGUACAUUGGCCGGCGCAUUUUCGUGUCGGUGGCGGCGCCGAAGAACGACGGGUGGUCGCGGGUCGGCGGGUCGCGCUUUGGCGACGACGUCGACUUGGACUGGGGCGCCGCCCGCUCCAGCCGCGCCACGUUGCCGCCGAGAGAGCGCGGCGAGCGCCCGAUGCGGUCGCGCCCCGUCGACGACGGCCCCGAGUUAGACUGGGGCUCGGCUAGAGGCAGCGGCCAGUUGCCGCCUCGCGAGCCGCGCGGCGAGCGCACUUUCAGACCUAAGCGCGACGACGACGGCCCCGACUUGGACUGGGGCUCGGCCAGAGGCAGCGGCCAGUUGCCUCCCCGUGAACCUCGCGAACGCACCUUCCGCCCUAAGCGCGACGAAGGUCCCGAUUUGGACUGGCUGUCGGCCCGGGGUAGCGGUCAGUUGCCCCCGCGCCGGGCGCCGGCGCCGCGCCGCGACGACGCCGCGCCUAAGCGCACCGAACCCGAGCUCGACUGGUCGCGCGGCCAGCGGUUGCCGCCGCGCCGCAGCGCCGCCGCCGCUAGCGCCGCCACUGGCGCCGGUGCCGGCGCCGCCAAGGCUGACGACAAGAAGAAGGAAGACAAGCCCCAGCUGCUGCUGUUUGCGGUGUUGGCGGUCGACGACGACGACGACGACGCCAAGGAUGAAACUCAUGGUGAAACCGCCGCCGACGCCGACGUCGCCGACGUCGCCACUAAGGUGGCGCUGUUGGCGGUGGAAGAACCCACCGACGACGGCUGGGAGGUCGUGGGCAAGUAG